Acromyrmex echinatior (Panamanian leafcutter ant) is the source of this 1329-nucleotide messenger RNA. Its product is annotated as glutamate receptor ionotropic, kainate glr-3-like. The record is from RefSeq and is a predicted model, not a curated record. Gene Ontology annotation, cellular component: membrane. Lineage: Eukaryota; Metazoa; Arthropoda; Insecta; Hymenoptera; Formicidae. Gene Ontology annotation, molecular function: ligand-gated monoatomic ion channel activity.
AUGACUACGCGAUUUGUUCUAAUGGUCGCGAUUUUACAGCUUGCGAUUUGGGAUUGCUACGCUGUGAAUGGAAUAAUCUGGCAUAAACAACAACAAGAAUUUGUGCAAUUGUUUAGCAUCCCACAAUUUGCCGCUCUUCACAAGGAAAAUUUAGCUAAACGUCAAGCGGUUAUAGAGAAGUUGGACAUGAGCGGAGAAGUGGUGAAAGCUGUAUAUUACGAGGAAAUGAAUAUGGUAAUGUUUAAGGACAAUGAUACAAAAAUUGAUGGUAUUUUUGGCCAACUGUGGUACCUUCUUGAGGAUUAUCUCAAUUUUACAUUCAUCCCAAUAAAAUCAACCGAUCGAAAUUUUGGUGAGUUGCUGGAAAAUGGUAGUCAUAGCGGUUUGCUUGGCAUGCUCGAGCGAAAUGAAGCGCAAGUAAUCAUGAGAAGUACAUUCUAUUUGGCUCGCAUGAACGCAGUGGAUUAUAUAACGCCUCCUUGGAAAAGCACGUACUACAUUUAUGUUCAUCCGAAAUGGCUGUAUGAUAAUACAUGGAAAGUAUCGAUAGGCAAAACUAAACACAAAAGAAAAGGCUCCGUAGGUUUCAGCCUAGGCGAUCAUUUUUUCUAUUCAUUCACCAUAAUGAGCGCACGAGGCUACAUACCCAACGUUUUUUAUAGCAAGUUCAAGAUCUUGACAUUGUCAAAGACUAUAUUUGCGUGGUUAACACUGUUAGCCUUUAGUUCUCAUCUCAUAUAUCGGAUGACAUACAGAGAGCAGAUGCUGUCGUUUCAAGAUAUAGAUUCUCUUUUUAAUAAUACAAAAUACAUCUUACUGGUAUAUCGCGGCAGCUCUUUUGCCUCUUCUUUAAAUUUUACAUAUGGAGACUUGGUUGGCGAAUAUCCAUCUGCGCGUAUGAGUUUUAUAGAUAUUGCAGAAGACAUGUAUAGUACAAUUUGUUCUAACUUGACGGAAUAUGCGAUAUUUGAUGGCGACGAUCGAUUUAUGGCAUUAAGCAGAAAGUGUCAGCUUCGAGCCACGAGUAAAGCCAACACAACCUGGAUAACAAUCGCAUUUCAGAAAAAUUACCGUUACAGAAAGAACUUCGAAUAUGCAAUCACCAAAUUCAGAGAAGUUGGACUGCUUGAUGAUCUUAAAAAUACUUGGUUUAAUGGCAAACUGGAAGAAAUAGACCAAGAAAUAUUCAACCCGAUUGAUUUCCAUCAAGUCUAUUUCAUUUUUUUAAUGUUAUAUUACGGGAUCCUAAUAUCAUUUGUGAUACUCAUUCUGGAAAAUAUAACAUACUAUUACAAAAUAAAGAAUAUACGGCAAUUUAGAUGUAGAUAA